AUGACUCACCGCGCUGGCGUUGGACGCAACAAACGCAAAUCAACACCACCUUAUACCAUCGGAAAGGAAGGUCGAACUCAGGCUUUCUCACCACCACCACUACCAUCAAACCCACAAGUUAAAGACUUAUCAAACACCGGGAAAAAACGCAAGGCAAGCCAAUCCAGCUCCGUCUCACCUUCUGGAAAUCCAUCAACUUCGAAGAAGCUGACCAAGGCAACCAACUAUCCAUCAAUUCCGGACACGAUUAUUACCACCGACAACAACAACUUCUGA
Molecule: messenger RNA, 276 nt
Organism: Macrosiphum euphorbiae (potato aphid)
Lineage: Eukaryota; Metazoa; Arthropoda; Insecta; Hemiptera; Aphididae
Source: the annotation of a GenBank genome assembly